AGCUUAAUUUCAUUUCUCCCCUGGCACAGUUGUUCAGUCAAAUACAUCUUCUCAUUACCUUCAAUUCCAAUGGAGCCAAGUCACUCAACCAAGAGCAACCCUGAAACAGCGAUCCUUAUUGACUCCAAAUCUGCCAAAGGUAAAUCUACUGCUGCUCCUGCCGCAAUUACGGCUACAACAAAAGCUACACCUUACAGGAAAGGAGGAUGGAAGAGAGGGGUCGCGAUUUUCGACUUCAUUUUGAGGCUUUGUGCCCUCAUUGCUACCUUAACUGCCACCAUUACUAUGGGAACUACUGAUCAGACACUCCCUUUUUUCACACAAUUCUUCCAGUUUCAAGCAAGCUAUGAUGACCUUCCAGCUUUCUCAUACUUCGUGGUGGCGAAUGCAAUUGCUAGUGGCUACCUUGUUCUCUCCUUGCCUUUCUCAAUCGUCUGCAUCGUUCGACCUCAUGCAGCCGGAGCAAGAUUAGCACUUCUCAUCUUUGACACAAUGCUGUUGGCUUUUACCACUGCUGCAGCAGCUUCCGCGGCUGCCAUUGUCUAUUUGGCUCACAACGGCAAUCAAAACGCAAAUUGGCUUGCAAUUUGUCAGCAGUACACUGAUUUUUGUCAGCGCGUAAGCGGGGCUGUGGUGGCCUCAUUCAUUGCAGCAGUCACCUUCGUAUUCCUGGUCGUGCUUUCUGCUGUGGCUCUUCGAAGACGCUAAGCAAAAUAUGGACUCAGAACUUUCUUCUUGGCUUCAAUGUGCAUUGUUUUACUAAACUUGUUUCAACCCCUCAAUGAUUCUUCAGCACAGAUGGGAAACUACGUAAUAUUGUGUGUUUACAUUUGAUAAAUCGAAUGCAGUUGUGUACCCUUUUCAGAGUGUAUACGUAUUCUUCCAUUCAGUUAAUCAAUUUCUUUCUUGUUAUA
Molecule: messenger RNA, 914 nt
Organism: Coffea arabica (coffee)
Lineage: Eukaryota; Viridiplantae; Streptophyta; Magnoliopsida; Gentianales; Rubiaceae
Product: casparian strip membrane protein 3-like
Source: RefSeq, a predicted model, not a curated record